Molecule: messenger RNA, 453 nt
Organism: Emiliania huxleyi CCMP1516
Lineage: Eukaryota; Haptophyta; Isochrysidales; Noelaerhabdaceae
Exons: 4
Source: RefSeq, a predicted model, not a curated record
AUCCUGACCGACCUGCUCAUCUUCUGCACGCCCUUUGCGCUCGUCCACUCCGUCGGCGGCUUCGGCGCCGUGCUGGGCGCGCUUGUUCGCACGUCUGUCGUGACGCUCUUCCACUCCUCCAUUGUCUCCCUUGCCAAGCUGUUCCUCGACCCCUUCUCGAACGAGGCGCCGCUGCCUGCCGCUACUGCAGCCGCCCUGAUGAUGAAUGAUCGUGGCAUUAACGCGGCGACGCUGCUCCAGGAGACCAACGUCGGCUCCGAGCGGUGGCGAAGGGGCGGCGGCUGGAUGCCGGAGGCCACCCGGCCGGUGGGGCGGGCGCAGCAGCCAGACGAGCCAACCGCGUCGCCGCGGCACGAGGGGCAUGAGCGGCCCGCGUCGGGAGGGAACCCGCAGCCCGCGUCCGAGGCGCUGCAGGAGCUGCAGGGCGGGGGUUAUGCGCUGGAGCGAUUCUAA